UAUAGUGAAAAUUAAUAAGCCAAAGGCAAAACUCAACCAAGCUCUCAGCUACGCCAGUCCUCACGUUAUCUUCUAUUUUUCUGUCUGUCUGCCAUGGAAGAGCUUAUAAUCUCUCCAUCUUCAUCUUCUUCAUUAGUUUCCUUUUCACAAAAAACCCCACCUUCAACUUUCCAGCAGAGGCUCCAACAUGUAUUAGAAAGGCAGCCGGAUUGGUGGGCGUACGUUAUUUUUUGGAAGACGUCGAACGAUGACCAGGGUCGCCUGUACUUGUCUUGGGGAGACGGUCAUUUUCAGGGCACCAAACAUACGUCCCCAAAGUUUCGUGCCAACAGUUCCGACAUUCAGGGCUUGCACAAUGAACGAAGGAAGGUGAUGAAGGGAAUCCAAGCCCUCGUCGGAGACAAUCACGACAUCGAUAUGUCGAUGAUCGACGGCCCUGAUAUCAGCGAUGCUGAAUGGUUCUACAUGUUAUCUUUGACUCGAAGUUUCUCCGCCGGCGAUGGGAUCCCGGGCAAGUCUCUCACUACUGGCUCUUUGGUGUGGUUAACCGGUGCACAUGAGUUGCAGUUUUACAAUUGCGAAAGGGCUAAAGAAGCACAAUUGCACGGUAUUGAAACACUGGUCUGCAUACCAACAUCUGGUGGCGUUCUUGAACUCGGCUCCUCGGAAAUUAUCAGGGAAAAUUGGGGAUUAGUCCAACAAGUGAAGUACUUAUUGGAGUCGGAUCCCAUCGAUAUGCUACCAAAACAAUCAAAUCCAAUCGAAUUCCUUGAUAGAAGCAUCUCAUUUUCCGGCAUCGGCGUAAUCGCCGGUGUUCAAGAAGACCACAACAACGUCACCAAGAAAGAUUUUACAAGAUCCGGUGAAUUGUCCUUUGUCAACUCAGAGCAUUCGGAUUCCGAUUGUCCACUGCUUCCAUUGAACAACACAGAGAAGAGAAUCCCAAAGAAACGUGGAAGAAAACCAGGUUCCGGACGAGAGACAAUGUUGAACCACGUCGAAGCCGAAAGGCAACGCCGUGAGAAGCUGAACCACAGGUUCUAUGCACUCCGAGCCGUUGUCCCGAACGUGUCCCGCAUGGACAAAGCAUCCCUCUUGUCCGACGCAGUUUCAUAUAUCAACGAGCUGAAGUCCAAGAUCGAAGACCUCGAAUCGGAGCUUCGUAGAGUGUGUAAGAGAGUGAAGGCAGAAACAAUCGAUGUCAUGGAUAACCAAAGCACAACCACCACCACCUCGGUGGAGCAGAUAACAACAACAGCCCAACCCAGCAAUUCAUCAUCAGCAACAGCAACCGAUGGGUCUAGUGAAGUCGAACUAGACAUCAAGAUAAUCGGAAAUGAUGCAAUGAUCAGGGUCCAAUCGGAGAACGUGAACUAUCCGUCGGCAAGGUUAAUGGAUGCCCUUCGUGAGUUGGAGUUUCAGGUCCAUCAUGCAAGCAUAUCCUGCGUUAACGACAUCGUGCUCCAGGAUAUCGUCGUCAAGCUCCCUCAUACACUCAAAACUCAUGAACAGGGCCUCAAAUCUGCACUUCUAAGGAAACUUCAGCAGUAAAGUUCACUUUUUUUUUUUAUUGAUUCUGUAUUUUACUUCAUCGGAUUUGCCUUUGAGCUUGAACUCUGCUUGUCAUGUAAAUUAUUAAGAAGAUAAAUUCAAGCAGCUAUCUUAUUAUUAUC
Messenger RNA from Hibiscus syriacus, 1673 nucleotides. RefSeq names its product transcription factor MYC4-like. The record is from RefSeq and is a predicted model, not a curated record. Lineage: Eukaryota; Viridiplantae; Streptophyta; Magnoliopsida; Malvales; Malvaceae. Gene Ontology annotation, biological process: regulation of DNA-templated transcription. Gene Ontology annotation, cellular component: nucleus. Gene Ontology annotation, molecular function: protein dimerization activity; DNA-binding transcription factor activity; transcription cis-regulatory region binding. The coding region runs from base 94 to 1551 and encodes 485 amino acids. The transcript has a single exon.